Messenger RNA from Camelus dromedarius (Arabian camel), 6082 nucleotides. It is a transcript of the gene AP4E1, whose product is annotated as adaptor related protein complex 4 subunit epsilon 1. The coding region runs from base 83 to 3496 and encodes 1137 amino acids. Gene Ontology annotation, cellular component: membrane coat; AP-4 adaptor complex. The record is from RefSeq and is a predicted model, not a curated record. Gene Ontology annotation, biological process: vesicle-mediated transport; intracellular protein transport. Lineage: Eukaryota; Metazoa; Chordata; Mammalia; Artiodactyla; Camelidae. Gene Ontology annotation, molecular function: cargo adaptor activity. The transcript is spliced from 30 exons.
ACGGUGGCCGGGCGGGCGGCGGGGCAGGGGCUGGGCAUGAGGCCGAGCGGCGACCGGCGCGCGGGCGGUGGCGGCGGCGGCGAUGAGCGACAUUGUGGAGAAGACGCUGACGGCACUGCCGGGACUCUUCCUGCAGAACCAGUCAACUGGCGGGCCCGGGGCUGCCAAGGCGUCCUUCUCCUCACGGCUGGGCGGUCUCGUCCGCGGCAUCACCGCGCUCACCUCCAAGCACGAGGAAGAGAAAUUAAUCCAGCAGGAACUGAAUAAUCUGAAAGCAACUGUUUCUGCUCCUACUACAACUCUGAAAAUGAUGAAGGAAUGUAUGGUGAGACUUAUUUAUUGUGAAAUGCUUGGAUAUGAUGCUUCCUUUGGCUAUAUACAUGCAAUUAAGUUGGCACAACAAGGGAACCUUUUAGAAAAAAGAGUAGGUUAUUUAGCUGUUUCUUUAUUUCUACAUGAAAAUCAUGAGCUGUUGCUUCUCCUUGUGAAUACAGUUGUAAAGGACUUGCAGAGCACAAACCUGGUAGAAGUAUGCAUGGCACUUACUAUCGUCAGCCAGAUUUUCCCUCGAGAAAUGAUUCCAGCUGUUCUUCCAUUAAUAGAAGAUAAACUUCAACAUUCUAAGGAGAUUAUACGAAGAAAAGCUGUCCUGGCGUUAUAUAAAUUCCACGUCAUCGCUCCUAAUCAAGUGCAGCAUAUCCAUAUUAAGUUUCGGAAAGCACUUUGUGACAGAGAUGUUGGGGUCAUGGCUGCUUCCUUGCACAUAUACCUUAAGAUGAUAAAGGAGAAUUCAUCUGCAUAUAAAGACUUGACUGGGAGUUUUGUAACAAUUUUGAAGCAAGUAGUUGGAGGAAAGCUUCCGGUAGAUUUCAAUUACCACAGCGUACCAGCACCGUGGUUACAGAUUCAGCUGUUGAGGAUACUAGGACUUCUAGGGAAAGAUGAUCAAAGGACAAGUGAACUAAUGUAUGAUGUUCUUGAUGAAUCCUUACGAAGAGCUGAGUUAAAUCACAAUGUCACAUAUGCUAUUCUGUUUGAAUGUGUGCAUACAGUUUAUUCUAUUUAUCCUAAAUCAGAAUUACUUGAGAAGGCUGCCAAGUGCAUUGGAAAAUUUGUUUUGUCACCUAAAAUAAAUCUCAAAUAUUUAGGACUGAAGGCUCUUACCUAUGUUAUCCAACAGGAUCCUACUCUGGCUCUUCAACACCAGAUGACAAUAAUUGAAUGCUUAGACCAUCCUGAUCCCAUUAUUAAAAGAGAGACUCUGGAACUUCUUUACAGAAUUACUAAUGCACAGAAUAUAACAGUGAUUGUCCAGAAGAUGCUUGAAUAUUUACAUCAAAGCAAAGAAGAAUAUAUUAUUGUCAAUUUGGUUGGCAAAAUAGCUGAGCUGGCUGAGAAAUAUGCUCCUGAUAAUGCGUGGUUUAUUCAGACAAUGAAUGCUGUGUUUUCAGUGGGAGGAGAUGUAAUGCAUCCUGAUAUUCCCAAUAACUUUCUCAGACUGUUAGCAGAAGGUUUUGAUGAUGAAACAGAAAAUCAACAAUUAAGGCUUUAUGCAGUUCAGUCUUAUCUCACUUUACUAGAUGUGGAAAAUGUGUUCUAUCCACAGAGGUUUCUUCAAGUUAUGAGCUGGGUGUUAGGGGAGUAUGCCUACCUCUUAGGUAAGGAAACACCAGAGGAAGUUAUAACCAAGCUCUACAGGUUACUUAUGAGUGACUCCAUUUCUUCAGAAACAAAAGCCUGGUUAAUUGCUGCUGUGACCAAAUUGACACCGCAAGCACACUCUUCUAAUAUAGUUGAGAGAUUAAUCCAGGAAUUUACCACAUCUUUGGAUACUUGUUUGAGACAGCAUGCGUUUGAAUUAAAACAUCUAAAUGAGAAUGUGGAAUUUAUGAAGAGCUUGCUUCCAGUUGAUAAGAGUUGUGAAGAUAUGGUGGUGGAUUCUUCGUUAUCUUUUCUGGAUGGUUUUGUGGCUGAAGAACUAAGUCAGGGGGCAGCACCUUAUAAACCUCACCACCAACGGCAAGAGGAAAAGCUUUCUCAGGAAAAAGUUCUCAAUUUUGAACCAUAUGGACUCUCCUUUUCUUCAUCUGGCUUCACUGGACGACAGUCUCCUGCUGGCAUUUCUCUUGGUUCAGAUGUGUCUGGAAAUAGUACCGAGACAGGGCUAAAAGAGACAAAUAGCUUAAAGCUGGAAGGUAUAAAGAAAUUGUGGGGGAAAGAGGGCUAUCUUCCCAAGAAGGGAAGCAAAACUGGUGAUGAAACUGAAGCACCACCUGUUCCUCAAGAAACUAUGAUAAUGGAAAAUGUAGAUCAAACUAUGACAAAAAAAGAUCAGUCUCAAGUCCCUACCCAAUCUAAAGAGGAGAAAGAAAAGCAGCUGCUGGCAUCAUCAUUAUUUGUUGGGCUAGGAUCAGAAAGUACAGUCAAUUUGCUAGGAAAAGUAGAUACUGUCUCUCACAAGUUCAGAAGAAAAUCAAAAGUCAAGGAAACGAAAAGUGGGGAAACAACCAGUACUCAUAAUAUGACAUGUUCUUCCUUUAGUUCUUCAUCAAAUAUGGCUUAUGAAGAAGAUUAUUAUUUGGAUAAUUUUCAGGAUAGAGGAGAUAAAGAAUUAAAGAAAAUUUCUCUUAAUUCAGAACUUUUGGAUUCUGAGUCACUCUCAGAACUGCCCUUGGUUGAGAAACUCUCAAAUUGCAGACUGUCUGCACCCUCUUUGUUUGCUGAUAACAUGGAAGUUUUUCACCCUCCUCAAUCCACUGCAGCCUCGGUUGCCAGUGAAAUCUCUUUAACUUCUUCUUUGUUGGAAGAAACCACUGAACACAUGCAUUCAGAUCCUACAGAAGUCUGUAAUAAUGAAACCAUAUCAGUGUCUUCCUACAAAAUUUGGAAAGAUGAUUGUUUGUUGAUGGUCUGGUCACUUUCGAAUAAGAGUGGUUUGGAACUGAAAAAUGCUAACUUAGAAAUUGCUCCUGUAGAAUAUUUCAAGAUCACUGAGCAACUUGAAUGCUGCUUGCCUGUAAUAGAAGCAGAAAGUACCCAAAACUUUCAAUAUAGUGUGCAGAUGGAAAAACCUUUUACAGAAGGGAAUCUUUCUGGUUUUAUAAGUUAUCAAAUGAUGGAUACACAUUCUGUUCAGCUGGAAUUUUCAGUAAAUUUAUCACUGUUAGAUUUCAUUAGACCAUUAAAAAUCUCAACUGAAGACUUUGGCAAACUCUGGUUAUCCUUCGCAAAUGAUGUGAAGCAAAAUUUAAAAAUGUCAGAAUCUCAAGCUGCUCUGCCUUCUACCCUGAAGACCCUGCAGCAGGAACUAAGACUUCAUGUUGUUGACAUUAUAGGCAAUGAAGGGCUAUUGGCUUGUCAGCUUCUCCCAACCAUCCCCUGCUUGCUGCAUUUCCGAGUUCACGGUGACAUACUAGCCCUGUGGUUCAGAUCCUCCUGCUCUACUCUUCCUGACUAUUUACUUUAUCAGUGUCAAAAGGUGAUGGAGGGAUCCUAGCAGAAGCUCUGCUUAUGUUUUACUCCAUCAAAAUAAAUGGUUUACAUAGAUAAACUUAUUUACCAAAGUAAAAAGAACUCACGGUACUUCUAAUGAAAAUGGGGAUUAUUACAAGUUGUGGUUUUAUGUAUUUUCUUUAUGGUUCCUGAUCAAGAAAGAUCCCCAAGAAGCUAUCUCCCUAACCUUCUACUCAGGAUUGUACAGUAUGUUUGGGUCCCCAAAAAGUGACCUAAGCUAAUGUUACAAACUGCUAAUGAUUUCUAUAUCACUUAGUAUAGAGGGACUGAAAAUAUUUAUUUUGUUACAAAUAAUUUUAUAGCAAAUUUACUGUAGUGCUAGCUGAUUUUUAGUAAAGCCAAGUCUCAGUUCUCUGCAUUAAUGGAGGGGAGACAUGGAACUGAUAAUCCCAAACCUAAUUCAUAUUUGGCUUUGGAAUGCAGUGUGUAUUCUCUGGUAGGCAAGUGAUUACUUUGAAUUAUGUUUUGUUUAGAUCAGUGUUGAACUAAAUUGGCACAGCACACACUGACAGUUCAGGAGAGCUAUGAGCAUGUUGGUUAUUGGGAGGAUCCAAUCUGUGAUAUAGUUUUUGUUGUAACUUGUUACAAAUAAUUGCAGAUAAUUUGGUUACAAAAUUUGUUCUCCAUUUGUGUUUAUUUUUAGAAUUCUAAGUGAACCACUGUAUUCUUGUUUUAAAAACUCAGAGCCAUUUACAAAAUAUUAUCAUAUAGAAACAAAACCUGUAAGAGCACACAGUACUAAAGUAAACAGAUAUAAAAGGACUUUUUAGUUAUGGUUAGAGCAUGGAUCGAUCCUCAGGUGCCUGUCAUAUCCCCUGCUUUCGUCCUAGCCUGACCAGAGCAUUCAGAGCAGUGUUUUGUUUCUAUAUUGCCUUUCCUCAAGAUGCAAGAAACAUGGUGGUCUGGGUUGAAGACAGAAAUACCACUGAGACAUCUAUGCAUCUCAGUACAAACACUACUGGAACGUAACAAAAGUAGACAACGUACUGGGAGUGCACAUCUACAACAGAGAUAUAUCCAUCAGUCAUUCGAUCUUUGCUGAGUACCUAGUACAUUUCAGCCCUAAGAUGAAAUUCUGGAGGGCAGUGGGCUGGUCUAUGGAGGCUGAAAGGUCUAUGAGAAGGGGUCAUGUGAACACUCAGUGAAAAGGUGGCCAUCUGCGACCCUAGAGAACUCUCACUGGAACCUGACCAUCCUGGCACCUUGAUCUCAGACUUCCAGCCUCCUGAACUAGCCCUGAGUUGCUGUGUAAGAAUUCCAACUACCUUGAGGACUCCAUGCAGUGAGGAAGCCUUGGCCAUGUGAAGAGGCAGUGUGUGAGCUCUCCUGUCCCAGCCAAUAACCAGAUCAACCACCAGACUUGAAAAUAUUGUUGCUUCUUCAAGGAGGCUCCCCGGAAGACCUCUCCGAUGUUGGCCACAGCCGUGGGUGAGGUUUCUGUCACACACACCAGUGUGGCAGCCCUCUUGUUUCUGGGCACUGUUACACGGAGAGGUAUUUGCCAUUUCUCCCCACAUAUGGAUGGAAACUAGAGAAAUGCCUUCUUGGUAUUGGAAUGAUUCCUCUCAAUGGAUUCAGCCAGGAGAUGGGGAGGUGAUUUCAAGCACCAGAGAGAAGAAACCCUGACCUGUGGGCAAGAACUCCAUCCAAGCCCUAGCCACCUGCUGUGGUUUAUCUGGCUAUUAGCAUCCCAUGGAACAAGUGCCUGUGGAAUGGCCAGUGGGAAAUCCGAACCUUGGUUUUGAGCAGAGAAAUGACGUGGUCUGACUGGUGUUUCAGGAAGGGAAUUCCGGUCUCAGCUUGAGGGAUGGUUUGUAAAGUAACUCCAUAUAGAGGUUGGACACAUGGAUCUGGGAUUGAUUUCACCUUUAAGAAGGUUAUCAUCUAACAUGCACCCCAAUGCUCCUGGCAGCACCAUUUACAAUAGCCAAGACAUGGAAGCAACCUAAAUAUCCAUCGACAGAUCAAUGGAUAAAGAAGAUGUGGUGUUUACAUACAAUGGAAUACUAUUCAGCCACAAAAAGAAUGAAAUAAUGCCAUUUGCAGCAACAUGGAUGGAUCUAGAGAUUCUCAUACUAAGUGAAAUGAAUCAAACAGAAAAAGACAAGUAUCAUACGAUAUAUGUAAUCUAAAAUAUGAUACAAAACAGAAACAGACUCACAAACAUAGGAAACAAACUUAUGGUUACCAAAGGGGAUGGGGGAUGAGGAAUAAAUUGAGUUUGGGAUUAGCAGAUACAAACUACUAUAUAUAAAAUUAAUAAAAAACAAGAUCCUACUGUAUAGCACAGGGAACUAUAUCCUGUAAUAAACCAUAAUCGAAAAGAAUAUGAAAGAGUAUGUGUGUGUGUGUGUGUGUGUGUGUGUGUGUGUGUAUGUAUGUGUGUGUGUAUAUAUAUAUAUAUAUAUAAGCUGAAUCACUUUGCUGUACACCAGAAACUAACACAACAUUGUAAAUCAACUAUACUUCAAUAAAAAAUUUAAAAAUUAGCAGGAUCAAAAUGGAGUAGUAAAAAUGGCAAGACCAAAUCAUCUCUGCUUAUUUUUGGAAUUUUGCAUUUUUAAUAAAA